CACAAACUCACAAUGCUAGAAGAGGAGCUAGAGAUAGCGCUGAAGGUGAUCGUAGUCGGGAACGGUGGCGUAGGCAAAACCUCCAUGGUUCAGCGAUACUGCAAGGGUAUCUACACGAAGGACUACAAGAAAACGAUCGGCGUGGACUUCCUGGAGCGACAGAUCGAAAUCGAUGGCGAAGACAUACGGAUCAUGCUGUGGGAUACGGCCGGCCAGGAGGAGUUCGAUGCCAUCACGAAGGCGUACUAUCGGGGUGCACAGGCGUGCGUGCUCACCUUCAGCACCACGGAUCGUGCCUCGUUCGAGGCGAUCCGCGAAUGGAAGCGUAAGGUGGAGAAUGAGUGUAGUGAAAUCCCGACCGUGCUAGUCCAGAACAAGAUAGACCUGAUGGAUCAGGCGGUGGUUUCGUUCGAGGAGGCGGAAGCGCUUGCGCACGCACUCGGCUGCCGGUUGAUCCGGACGUCCGUUAAGGAGGACGUGAAUGUGGCGACCGUGUUCCGGUACCUGGCGACCAAGUGCCACCAGAUGAUGAAGCAACAGUACAGCCAGUCGGCCCCGAUCAGCCAGCCGACGAUCAGUGCCUUUAGUCCGACGUUCCAGUCGAAAGCAGCCAGCAACACGAUCACCCUGACGAGGCCAUUGGUGAAGCGCAAACCGCUCCAGAAGCGGUGUGGGAUAUUCUAGCCGCGGGAUAGUGUAGAAUUAGUGUAUCGUUACGUUGUUUUUCGUUUUUAGG
Anopheles maculipalpis is the source of this 736-nucleotide messenger RNA. It is a transcript of the gene Rab23, whose product is annotated as ras-related protein Rab-23. The coding region runs from base 13 to 684 and encodes 223 amino acids. The record is from RefSeq and is a predicted model, not a curated record. NCBI's taxonomy places the organism in Eukaryota, Metazoa, Arthropoda, Insecta, Diptera, Culicidae. Gene Ontology annotation, molecular function: GTPase activity; GTP binding. The transcript has a single exon.